GACUUAAUAUUGACUCUUCCUCUUUUUUUCCCCCUUCUCUCGUUUGCUUCCCAUCCCCCCACUCGGUUUGAAUGCCGAUGUCACCAGCAGCUCCGCUUACGGAGCCGAAAGUGCAGAAGCAAAAGCGCAGGAAAUUCAUCCAUUUAACAAAAGCGAAGGCGGCCUCUGCCUAAAGCGCCAGGAGGCUGAAAAAGAUCCGAAAUAGAAACCUUCUGCUCCGGUUCGAUUUGCACACGCUUUUCCGCUCCACCUACACUUGCCCCAUCAGAACAUGGCAAGUGGGCAUCCCAUUGACUCAUUUGCUUUCAUGUACAGACCCGAAAGCUCUCAGAACACAAAGAGUAAGCUUCGACCGUCUUCCAGCAUGAAUCCUGUUUAUAGUCCAGUGCAGCCGGGCACGGCGUACGGAAACCCCAAGACUAUGACGUACCAAGGCUAUCCUGCAGGUUAUCCCACCACGGCUCCAGCGUACACACCUAAUAUCUACCAGACCGGCACUCCGGGAUACCCUCCAGGAUACACAACAGGAACUCCCUAUAAGGUGCCUCCGGCACAGACGAACGGAGCCCCUCCACCGUACUCGGCGUCCCCGAGCCCCUACUCCACGGCCAUGUAUCCCAUCAGAAGUGCCUACCCUCAACAAAACCUCUACGCUCAGGGCGCGUAUUAUUCCCAGCCGGUGUUUGCGCAGCCGCAUGUAAUCCAUCACACCACGGUGGUGCAGCCCAACAGCCUGCCGUCGGCCAUCUACCCAGCGCCGGUGCCUGCUGCCCGGCCUAACAGCGUGCCUGUGGGUAUGCUGAGUGGCUCCACCAUGGCCAUGUCUGCAGGGCCUCUGCUCACCACACCACAGCACACGCAACACAUCGGCACUCACCCGGUCACCGUGCCAACGUACAGGCCACAGGGGUACAGCUACGUACCUCCGCACUGGUAGAGAUGCCAGCCCACUACAUAUCUGGAGUUCACAUUGUUCACAUUUCCAGUCUUCGUGGACGCAGCCUCCAGCACCGGGCCACAGAGUCCUUCUGCGAGUACAAAUACUGAACGAGCAACGGUCACUUUAUGUGUUCUUGGCGAUUUCGUUAAAGCUGCUCACUCGAUCGAAAUUUGUUCAGUUUUUGUGUUACGUUAAAAAUCCCUGACCAACAUCUACCAGCAGUUAAAACACACACACAGAAAAUUCAAUUCCACUGAACAGCAGUGAGCAUUUUGCUGCUGUUAACACUGAGUCCCGUGCUACACUAGUACUUUCUCUAACAGUCUGAAUGUACACAUUUGCUUAUUACGCAAUGUAACACUUCGGUUUGAGUUCAGGGUUUUUAUUUAUUUAUUUACUUUUUCAUUUCUGCACUGCUCUUUUGAAAAGGGCUGUGCUUUUUUUUUUUUUCUCUCUUCUUUGUCAAAAUUUGCCUUUGAGAAAAGGUUGGACCCCCCCCAUCUCCCAGCACAUAACUUGGGUCUUCCUGCUUAUGCUAGUUUGCAUAAUUUGGGGACUCAGUAUCAAUCAUUUUCAUCUGGGAAAUGGUACUGCCAUUCGAGUAGAUGCACAAUUUUUAGAGAAAGUUUCAGCGGUUUAACCGUCUGUCAUGGACGUUAAAGUGGGUUAGCAUUUAUUUUUAUUUUUUUUUAGUGGGUUUUAAAUCAUUAAAUCAGGUAACCAGAUUUAUUGGGCACUUCAAGUGGAGUAGGUGACGCUUGAAGUGAAUUAGCAGGACACUUCAAGUGCGUUAGGACAUUUAAGUGGGUUAACCAGCUUUGGUGGUUAUUAUCAUCGUUUCGGUGGUCUAUUAAGCAGCAUCAUUAGACACUUUAAGAGGGGCAGCUAGUUUUAGUGAAAUUUUCAAGGGGGCUAUCUGGGUUUAAUAGGCAUUUAAAUGAUUUAACCUGCUUAAGUGGAUAUUUCUUUGGGUGAAUCAUUUUAAGUGGGUUAGCCAGUUUUAAUUAACACUUCACUUCAUUAACCAGAUUUAAGGAGACAUGUCCACAAGCUCGUCAUCUUACGUGAAGUGGGUUAGCCAGUUUUAGUGGAUAUUUUAGUUCGCUAACCACAUUUAAGGAAACUUUUCAUUGGCUCAUCAUCUUCACUGGACAGUUCAAAUGGGUUAUUUAUUUGUUGGCGUGAGCAUUUUGCCCAGUUUGCCCGUUUCACUGGAUGCUUCAAAGGGAGGGCAGAGGUUAAGCCCGUUUUAGUGGACUUUUUUUUUUCAGUUACCCAGCUUUAGUGCACAUGUUAAGUUAUAACGGACAUGUCAGUAGGUUAUCCACCAUCUUAAUCAUAUCUCACGAAGCUGUGAAGCAGUGUUGAUGUAUUAUCCAUGCAGUAUGUAAAACGUGAACAAAAUGAGCAAAAGGCCUGCUGUAAUAGGCUUUACAUGCACAUGCUUAUUGAUUAUGCACUCACUCGUGUGCAGAUGCAGAAAUCGUAGAAGAGAGGAGCAAUGCAGCUGGUGGUCUAGGAGGCUUCGAGAGGUGUAAUGAAGCGUGAAAACCAAACAGGAAGCUUUUAGACUUUGGUCAUUUGAACUUUACGCCAAUCGGUCAUCACGCCACACCAUUAAACUUGCCAGGUGCUAUCAGACUUAUUUGGGUUUGGUUUUAUUCUGUAUGUGCUUAGAUUGUCAGAUGGACGCAAAUGGAAAUGAUGUCGGAUAUUAUACACUCACCAGCCACUUUAAUAGGAACUUGUUCUGAGAUGCUUUUCUGCUCACCACGCUUGUAAAGAGUUGCUGUGUAUUGCCAUUGCUGGCCAUUUUCCCCUGACCUCUCUUAUCAACAGGAUGUCUGUUUCCACCCACAGAACUGUCCCUCACUCACUUGAUGUUUUUUUUGUUUUUCGCACCAUUCUGUGUAAACUCUACAGACUGUUGUUUGUGAAAACCCCAGGAGAUCAGCAGUUUCUGAAAUACUCGAACCAGUCCAUCUGGCUCAAACCAACACCCACGCCGCAGCGAAUUUGUAUCCGAGCAUGAUAUCUUGAUUUGUAUCUGCAUGAUUUGAUGCAUUGUGCUGCUCUCAAGGGAUUGGCUGAUUAGAGAACUGCAUAAAACAAACAGCAGGUGGAUGGGUGUUUCUAAUAAAGUGGCUGGUGAGUGUCUCGGAGUUUGUGUAGGACUGAUGUAAGCAUGCUUUCUUCAGUGAUUUCCUUCCAUCACGCUGAAAUCUGACCAAAUCAAAGCACCAGCUUCAGACACUACGUUUCUAAGUGUGGCCUGCAAUAAAGUUCAGAAGUCAUG
Molecule: messenger RNA, 3236 nt
Organism: Neoarius graeffei (lesser salmon catfish)
Lineage: Eukaryota; Metazoa; Chordata; Actinopteri; Siluriformes; Ariidae
Product: protein FAM168A-like
Exons: 8
Coding region: 272-937 (221 amino acids)
Biological process (GO): positive regulation of base-excision repair
Source: RefSeq, a predicted model, not a curated record